Molecule: messenger RNA, 5937 nt
Organism: Perognathus longimembris pacificus (Pacific pocket mouse)
Lineage: Eukaryota; Metazoa; Chordata; Mammalia; Rodentia; Heteromyidae
Gene: Ptprz1
Product: protein tyrosine phosphatase receptor type Z1
Exons: 31
Coding region: 165-4553 (1462 amino acids)
Biological process (GO): peptidyl-tyrosine dephosphorylation
Cellular component (GO): plasma membrane
Molecular function (GO): protein binding; carbonate dehydratase activity; protein tyrosine phosphatase activity
Source: RefSeq, a predicted model, not a curated record
UCUCUCUCUCUCUCUCUCUCUCUCUCUCUGUCUCUCUCGCUCACUCACACGCACACGCGAUCUCAUCUCACAUCAGUCUACACACUGGAGGAGAAGAACAGAGCCUUGCCUGCGCGCCCCCUCCCUGCCCACCCGCGCGACCAGGGACCCCGGACCGCCCGGCCAUGCUAACCCUAAAGCGCUUCCUCGCCUGCCUGCAGCUCCUGAGCGUCUGCCGCCUGGAUUGGGCUUAUGGAUACUACAGACAACAGAGAAAACUUGUUGAAGAGAUUGGCUGGUCCUACACAGGAGCACUUAAUCAGAAAAAUUGGGGAAAGAAAUAUCCAACAUGUAAUAGCCCAAAACAAUCACCUAUCAACAUUGAUGAAGAUCUUACACAAGUAAAUGUGAACCUUAAGAAACUUAAAUUUCAGAACUGGGAUAAAAGCUCUUUGGAAAACACAUUCAUCCAUAACACUGGGAAAACAGUGGAAAUUAAUCUCACGAAUGACUACCGUCUCAGUGGAGGACUUUCAGAAGUACUGUUCAAAGCGAGCAAAAUAACUUUUCACUGGGGAAAAUGCAAUAUGUCAUCUGAUGGAUCAGAACAUAGUUUAGAAGGGCAAAAAUUUCCACUAGAGAUGCAAAUCUACUGCUUUGAUGGAGACCGAUUUUCAAGUUUUGAGGAAGCAGUUAAAGCAAAAGGGAGGUUAAGAGCUUUAUCCAUUUUAUUCGAGGUUGGAAUGGAAGAAAACUUGGAUUACAAGGCCAUUAUUGAUGGGAUUGAGAAUGUUAGUCGCUUUGGAAAGCAAGCUACCUUAGACCCAUUCACUUUGCUGGACCUUUUACCAAACUCCACUGACAAGUACUACAUUUACAAUGGCUCCUUGACAUCCCCGCCCUGCACAGACACGGUGGAAUGGAUUGUAUUUAAGGACACCGUGAGCAUCUCCGAAAGCCAGUUGGCUGUGUUUUGUGAGGUUCUCACAAUGCAGCAGUCAGGGUAUGUCAUGCUGAUGGACUACUUACAGAACAAUUUCCGGGAACAACAGUACAAGUUCUCUAGGCAGGUGUUUUCCUCAUACACCGGAAAGGAAGAGAUUCACGAAGCAGUUUGCAGUUCAGAACCAGAAAAUGUGCAGGCUGACCCAGAAAAUUAUACCAGCCUUCUUGUCACCUGGGAAAGACCUCGGGUUGUUUAUGAUACCAUGAUUGAGAAAUUCGCAGUUCUCUACCAACAGUUAGGGGGAGAAGACCAAACCAAGCAUGAAUUUUUAACAGAUGGAUAUCAAGACUUGGGUGCUAUCCUCAACAAUUUAAUACCCAAUGUGAGUUAUGUUCUUCAAAUAGUAGCCAUAUGUAGUAAUGGCUUAUAUGGAAAGUCUAGUGACCAGCUGGUAGUGGACAUGCCUACUGAUGAUGCAGCUCCCAAAGCAUUUUGUAAACUUGACCUUUUUCCAGAAUUAAUUGGAACUGAAGAAAUAAUAAAGGAGGAAGAAAGAAGAAAAAACACUGGAGAAGACACUGUUGCAAAUCCUGGUAGAGAUACUGCCACAAACCAAAUAAGAAAAAAGGAAACCCAAGCUUCUACCACAACUCAUUAUAAUCACAUUGGGACUAAAUACAACGAAGCCAAGACCAACCGAUCUCCAACAAGAGGAAGAGAAUUCUCUGGAAAGGGCUAUGUUCCUAACACCUCUUUAACCUCCACUGUCCACCCAGUCAUUGAACUAGACACGGAAAAGGAAAUGUCUUUGCCUUCUGAGACUGUGACUGCACUUCCACCACAGACCGUGAAUGACGGCUCUAAAAGUGUCCUUAUAAUUCCUCGGAUGAACUUGUCUGGGACCGAGGAGUCUUUAAACACAAGUCCUAUCACAGAGUAUCAAGAGCUGUCUACUGACCUGGGAGAGGAAGAGAGCUUAUUGACUGAUUUCAAGUAUGAUACUGCAACUGAUGAUUAUUCAGGCUCCAGACCAACGCCAUCCACCAUCCCACUCUUUUCUGAAAACUUAUCUCGUGGGUACAUAUUUCCUUCAGAAAUCCCGGAAACCAUUCCAUAUGAUGUCCUUCAACCAGAAUCCACAAGGAAUGCUUCAGAUGAUUUAGCUUCAUCUGGUUCAGAAGAUGUGCUGAAGGACCCUUCUAUGGAGGGCAGUGUGUGGUUUCCUGGCUCCCCAGAUGUGACCACACAGCCUGAUGUGGGUUCUGGUAGUGAGAGCAUUCUCCAAGCUAAUUACACUGAGAUGCAUAUGAAUGAAUCCAAGACGACAACUGAGUCCUUUCCUUCAGGCCCUGUGGUGUCCCAGAGUCCUUCAGCCACAGAUCUGGAGAUGCCACGUUAUUCUACCUUUACCUACCUCCCAACAGAGAGAACGCCUUAUGCUUUCACUCCAUCCCCUGGACAACGUGAUUUGGUCCCCACGAUCAACAUGGUACACUCGCAGACAACUCAACCUGUGUACAAUGAAGCCAGUAAUAGUAGCCAUGAGUCUCGUAUUGGUCUAGCUGAGGGGUUGGAGUCUGAGAAGAAGGCGGUUAUACCUCUUGUGAUCGUGUCAGCCCUGACUUUUAUCUGUCUAGUGGUUCUUGUUGGUAUUCUCAUCUACUGGAGAAAAUGCUUCCAGACUGCACACUUUUAUUUAGAGGAUAGCACAUCCCCUCGAGUAAUAUCCACACCACCAACACCUGUCUUUCCAAUUUCAGAUGAUGUUGGAGCAAUACCAAUAAAACACUUUCCAAAGCAUGUUGCAGAUUUACAUGCAAGUAAUGGGUUUACUGAAGAAUUUGAGACACUGAAAGAGUUUUACCAGGAAGUACAGAGCUGUACUGUUGACUUAGGUAUCACAGCCGACAGCUCAAACCAUCCAGAUAACAAGCAUAAGAACCGAUACAUCAAUAUUGUUGCUUAUGAUCAUAGCAGGGUUAAGCUUGCACAACUUGCUGAAAAGGAUGGAAAACUGACCGAUUAUAUCAAUGCCAAUUAUGUUGAUGGUUACAACAGACCAAAGGCUUACAUAGCUGCCCAAGGUCCUCUGAAAUCCACAGCUGAAGACUUCUGGAGAAUGAUUUGGGAGCAUAACGUGGAAGUUAUUGUCAUGAUAACCAACCUUGUUGAGAAAGGAAGGAGAAAAUGUGACCAGUACUGGCCUACUGAUGGUAGUGAAGAGUAUGGAAACUUUCUUGUCAAUCAGAAGAAUGUUCAAGUGCUUGCCUAUUAUACCGUGAGAAGUUUUACCCUAAGAAAUACAAAGUUAAAAAAGGGCUCCCAGAAAGGAAGACCCAGUGGGCGUGUGGUCACACAGUAUCACUACACUCAGUGGCCUGACAUGGGAGUGCCAGAGUACUCACUGCCAGUGUUGACCUUCGUAAGAAAGGCGGCCCACGCCAAGCGCCACGCUGUGGGGCCUGUUGUUGUUCACUGCAGUGCUGGUGUUGGGAGAACAGGCACUUAUAUUGUCCUAGACAGUAUGUUGCAACAAAUUCAACACGAAGGAACUGUCAAUAUAUUUGGCUUCUUAAAGCAUAUUCGGUCACAAAGAAAUUACUUGGUGCAAACUGAGGAACAGUAUGUGUUCAUCCAUGAUACACUAGUUGAAGCCAUCCUCAGUAAAGAAACGGAGGUGCCAGAUAAUCAUACUCAUGCCUAUGUUAAUGCACUCCUCAUCCCAGGACCAACAGGCAAAACAAAACUAGAGAAGCAAUUCCAGCUUCUAAGUCAGUCAAACAUACAGCAGACUGAUUAUUGUACAGCCCUAAAGCAGUGCAACAGGGAGAAGAACAGAACUUCCUCCAUUAUCCCCGUGGAAAGAUCAAGGGUGGGCAUUUCGUCCCUGAGUGGAGAAGGCACUGACUACAUCAAUGCCUCCUAUAUCAUGGGUUAUUACCAGAGCAAUGAAUUCAUCAUCACCCAGCAUCCACUUCUUCACACCAUCAAGGAUUUCUGGAGAAUGAUAUGGGACCAUAAUGCUCAGCUGGUAGUGAUGAUUCCUGAUGGUCAAAACAUGGCAGAAGAUGAAUUUGUUUACUGGCCAAAUAAAGAUGAACCUAUCAACUGUGAAAGCUUUAAGGUCACUCUUAUGGCUGAAGAACACAAAUGUCUAUCUAAUGAGGAAAAACUCAUAAUUCAAGAUUUUAUCUUAGAAGCUACACAGGAUGAUUAUGUACUUGAAGUGAGGCAUUUCCAGUGUCCCAAAUGGCCGAAUCCAGAUAGUCCCAUUAGUAAAACUUUUGAACUGAUAAGUAUUGUGAAAGAAGAAGCUACCAACAGGGAUGGGCCCAUGAUUGUUCAUGAUGAACAUGGAGGAGUGACUGCAGGAACUUUCUGUGCUCUGACGACGCUCAUGCACCAACUAGAAAAAGAAAAUUCUGUGGAUGUUUAUCAAGUAGCCAAGAUGAUCAACUUGAUGAGGCCAGGAGUCUUUGCUGACAUUGAGCACUACCAGUUUCUCUACAAAGUGGUCCUGAGCCUUGUCAGCACAAGGCAGGAGGAGAAUCCAUCUACUUCCCUGGACAGUAAUGGUGCAGCUUUGCCUGAUGGGAAUAUAGCUGAGAGCUUAGAGUCUUUAGUUUAAUGCAAAAUGUGUGGGAGAGCCCACAGCCCAGCACUGUUUUCCUAUUUCUCAGAUUGAAGGAUGGAGUCAGUUCUGUUAUCCGUUCAUCUCCCACACCUGACAGUAACUUUCAUGACAUAGGAAUCUGCUGCCAAAUUUACAUCAUUAAUAAUGUGUGCCUUCCUGAAAGACUUCUUAUAAUUCACUUAUUAUGUUUGAACUAAAAUGAUUGAAUUUUACAAUAUUUCUAAGAAUGGAAUUGUUGUAUUUUUUCCCAUAUUGAUUUUAACAGAAAUUACCAGUUUGUAGAUUUUAGGAAUUCCCAACUACAGAAAAUGUUUGGAAUUGGUGUGUAUGUGUGUGUGCGUAUCCAACUUUUUAGCUAUAUUUGUAGCAGUCAUUAGGUUGGCAAGAAAGAUAACUUUUAAUUAGUAGACCGUAAAAACCACUUUGUUCCCUAUGUUCAACAUUUUAAAACCACAGUAUUGACCUAAACUAGGCAUAAUCGGAUACUUACUGUACAUACUGUUCCAGUGUGUCCAUGGACCAAUUUAUAUUUAUAAUUGUAGAUUUUUAUAUUUUACUACUGAGUCUGUUUUCUAGUUCUGUGUACUUGUUUAGUUUCAUGGCUUGGUUCCUUGUACGGUUUUGUUCUCCAAGUCUGCUGAUACUGUAUUACCUAAGCGAUUAACUCUGUUUCAGCAUGUAAUUUUAACUUUUGUGUCAAAUAAAUAUACACUUGUUUUGAAAGACCUUUUUAUGAGAAUCACUCCUUACCAAACUUUGUUUAAAUGGUUUUUAUCCAAGGAAUUGCAAAAAUAAAUAUAAAUAUUGCCAUUCGUUUGUGUAUGCUUAUGAAAUUUUGUGUUGGAGCAUGUAUGGCUGAAAACUGGGGACUCCAGUCCCACCAGCAUGAUGAAAGUAAAAGAAAAGGAUAGCAGAAGGGCAGAAAGUACAGAGUUGUGGUUCUCAAAUGGUGUUUCUUGUGAAAAAAGCAUUAUUUUUAGUACAACACAGCAACAUACACUGGCACUAUAGUUUCCUAGUGUUAGUUAAAUGUUUUAAUUCUAACUGUUUAAUCACCAGACCAAUGCAUACUUCUUUUGGCUUCUGAAGGAAUUAUGGUCUAAAUGUUCACAUCUCCCAGAAUGUACAUGCUUGAACCCUCAUUUCUAAGGCCAUGGUUAUUAGGAUGUGAGAUCCUUAGGGGAUUAGAGCCCUCUUGAAUGGGAUUAGCACCCUCCCCAUCCCUUAGUCUCAUUUCAUUUUUCUUUAGGACACUGGUGUUUUCUGAACCUUUAUUUUACAUUCAUUUGAAUCGAUUUUUGUCUAAAACAAAAGCAUUCUAAUGGUCUUUGGAAUCCAGACACUGUAAGUCACAAUAAAUCUACUGUUUGGGUCAAGA